GCAGGCGCUUUAGGCUGCUUCUGCCUCCAGUCGGCCGCCAUCUUUGAGCUACCGGGGGGAUAGUGGGAAGGUUGUUGUCGGCUUGCGCUGUUGGUUAUGCAAAAUGCCAGCUCCUGUUCGAUUGCGAGAACUAAUUCGCACAAUCCGUGCUGCCAGAACACAAGCAGAAGAACGAGACGUAAUUCAGAAAGAAUGUGCACUUAUCAGAUCAUCCUUCAGAGAGGAAGACAACACAUAUCGUUGCCGAAAUGUAGCAAAACUCAUCUACAUGCAUAUGCUUGGGUACCCAGCGCACUUUGGCCAGCUGGAAUGUUUAAAGCUAAUAGCAUCACAGAGAUUCACAGACAAGCGAAUUGGCUACCUUGGAGCAAUGCUGUUACUAGAUGAGAGACAAGAUGUCCAUCUACUGAUGACAAACUGCCUUAAGAACGAUUUGAAUCACAGCACGCAAUUUGUCCAGGGCCUCUCUCUUUGUACACUGGGCUGCAUGGGAUCAUCAGAUAUGUGCAGAGAUCUGGCUGGAGAAGUGGAGAAACUACUGAAAAAUUCCAAUUCUUACAUUCGUAAAAAGGCUGCACUGGCUGCUGUACAUGUUAUAAGGAAAGUACCAGAGCUGCUGGAAAUGUUUCUACCUGCUACAAAAAACCUUCUUAAUGAUAAGAACCAUGGUGUCCUCCAUGCUGCUGUUGUCCUUGUCAUAGAAAUGUGUAAACAUAGCCCUGACACACACACUUAUUUUCGCAAGGUUGUUCCACAACUGGUCAAAUCCCUGAAGAAUCUAAUAAUGUCGGGUUACUCACCGGAACAUGAUGUGUCUGGAAUUAGUGACCCAUUCCUUCAGGUGCAGAUUUUAAGGUUGUUGAGAAUGCUGGGAAAAAGUGAUGACGAAGCUAGUGAACAAAUGAAUGAUAUUCUCGCUCAGGUGGCAACCAACACUGAAACCAGUAAAAAUGUAGGCAAUGCCAUUUUAUAUGAAACGGUGUUAACAGUGAUGGAUAUCAAGUCUGAAAGUGGGUUAAGGGUUCUAGCUGUAAAUAUUUUGGGUAGAUUUUUACUAAACAAUGAUAAAAAUAUUAGGUAUGUUGCAUUGACGUCACUUUUGAAGAUGGUGCAGACAGACCACAAUGCAGUACAGAGACACCGGAGUACGAUCGUAGACUGUCUCACUGACCUCGAUGUCUCCAUUAAAAGACGUGCGAUGGAUUUGUGCUUUGCCCUGGUUAAUGGCAGCAAUGUCCGAGGAAUGAUGAAAGAAUUACUCUAUUUUCUGGACCACUGUGACCCAGAGUUUAAGGCGGACUGUGCUUCAGGAAUAUUCCUAGCAGCAGAAAAAUACGCUCCAAACAAACGAUGGCACAUUGACACCAUCAUGAGAGUUCUCACCACAGCUGGAAGUUAUGUUCGAGACGACUCGGUGCCUCUGUUGAUUCAGCUCAUCAGUAAUGCAAACUCCCUUCAUGCAUACAUUGUGCAGAAGCUCCAUCAGGCCAUUCGUGUGGAUAUUUCACAGCAACCUCUUGUGCAAGUUGCAGUGUGGUGUGUUGGAGAAUAUGGGGAUCUUCUUUUGUCGGGGGAGUUUGAGGAGGAAACACCAGUUCAGGUUACAGAAGAUGAGGUGUUGGAUGUUUUGGAAAAGAUUCUGCACUCCAGUCUCUCAGCACUGUCAACCCGUGAAUAUGCCCUAACUGCCAUUAUGAAGCUUAGCACACGACUGCAGAGCAGCACAAAUCGCAUCAGAAAGGCAGUUUCUAUCUAUGGAAGCAGCUUGGACGUUGAGCUUCAACAGCGAGCAGUGGAGUACAGUGCACUCUUCAUGAGGUUCGACCACAUGAGACCAGCUUUACUGGAGCGCAUGCCUCUCAUUCAAAAGACUGGUACCAAUGGACCUAUGAAUGCUACGAUUCAUGGUGAUGAAAAGGAGGAAGGGGGGAACUUACCAGUACAAGAGCAGCUGUCCCAGCAAGCCCAGGUUAACAAUUUGUUGGAUCUGCUUGAUGACAGCAAGCCAACUGUAUCACUGCCUGAAGCAAGCAAAGUACAUCAAGCAAGGGGAGAGCUGCUAGAUCUUUUAGAUGGGUUGAACAUGCCAGAUUUGCAGUCAUCAGGUCUGUCAGCUGGGCAGCCACAAUUACUUCCAGAUGGCAUUGCUCCUCCCAGUUUUCAGAAUGCUUCCAAUUCAAAGCAAGGUAUUCCUUCCAUCACCGCCUUCAAUCAAAAUGGGCUGAAAAUAGAGUUUUCUUUUGAACGUUCCAAAGCAAACCCUAAUAUGCUGUUCAUUACCCUGUGCGCAUCAAAUUCCACUGAGAUAGAUAUGAGCAACUUUGUUUUGCAAGCUGCUGUACCAAAGUCUUUCCAACUUCAAUUGAUGUCUCCCAGUGGCAGCAUCAUUCCUGCUAAGAAUUCUGGAGCAAUCACACAGCUGAUGAGAGUUCUCAACUCCCAAAAGCAACCAUUGAGGAUGAGACUGAAGCUAAUGUACAAUCACAAGGAAGUACCGUUUGAAGUAAUGACAGACGUCAAUGAAUUCCCGACCCAAGCCUGGGAAUGACUUGAACACAAAUGUUUAAUCCAUGGACUAGACUAUACACUGUGCUGCAAUAUACAGUCACCCUGUGGUAAAGCUGGCAUCAGACUUCACCUGUAUUGAAGAAGAAAUUGAUUAUUUCCUGGUAAUUCUACAAGGACAUUACUUGUGUGCUGGAUCCAUUGUAUAUCUGAGGUGGAAUCUUAUGUCUUUAACAAUCUGUUACCAUGGAUCUGUUUGUAAUAAGAUGUUAAGUAGCUUUGAACAAAAAUAUUACCUAAAUGAAUAGGUAGGCAAAAUCAUGUUCACAACCCAGCCCAUUGGUUUAGCUCAGAAUUCUAUUUAUUAUUUGAAAUAUUCAGAGAAAACACAAGGAAUAUUCAUGUUAAUGCUGUGACAACUUGUACAAUUUAAUAUAUCCAGAUAAUUAAUUUCCGAUUGUUACAUGUAGAUGUUCCAUUGAUGGUUUUCUUCAGGUAGAAUGCAAACCUCUUCCCACUGACCAAGUCAACCAGUGCCACUAUCUUGCAGACUCCCUCACAUAUUUCGAAGGCUUUCGGCAGUGCAAUUGUGUCAUUCUGCAAGCACUGAUCCCCCUCCACUGGAAUGGUCUGUGUUUUAUUGAAGAAUGGGACAAGGUGAGGGAAACAGCAGUGGUGUUUACAGUCCAGCUUCUUGUUUUCUCCCUGAGGAAAUCCUAAUGACCAAGAGCCUUUAACCACACUGUAAGCUAUUAAAAAUGGUGUUGCUUUCUUUGCUGAAGAUCUACACUUCUAUUACAAACUUGUUUUGCACUGAUAUGAAAAGUAAACAGAAUUGGGCACUGGUUACUCACCAAAACAUGACUGCUUUUUAAAGGAAUGGCGUUAGGCCAUCUCACAUUUUGAAAUGAGCCAUUUUGCAGAUUCACUGAUGGGGCAACACACUUCCAUUGUUGGGCAUAGCUUUAUUUCUUUUUGUUGACUAUAUUGUAACAUGGCAACAUUCUCAUUUUAGAGUCUUUGUUCAAAGGUGACCAUGAAAAUCUGUAGUAAUGACACACAUAAAUAGGUAUUCUAUCAGCAUAAUACAUUGCUGCUAAUUUGUUUAAACCUAAGGUGAGGUUUGUCGUACCGAAGGAGACUAUAAUACUGUUCCCCAAAAUAGAUCUGUUUAACUUGCAUCCAAACAGUUAAUUGUAUCUUAAUUUUUUUCUCCAUGUUUUCAUUAAAUUGGGAUUCUACACUCUAAAGUGACAGCAGAAUUGCAAUAUUUGUUCUUCUGCCUACAUCUCCAGAAAGGUGUGAAAUAUGUAGUUAACAUUGCUGUAGCUCACAGAUCAAAACAAAAUGUAACUCUUGCAAUUAAAUUCUGCCUACGGGCAGAUCAUAUGGGUGGAGAUGAUAGGAGACAAAUUUGAAAUCUUGUUUUGUUGCAUUUGCUUUAUCCAAUGUCACCUUGAUUGGGUAUUUUCUGUUUGUUUUGUGUAUAUGUCAACUGGUCUUACUAUUCCCUUAUGUAGCUACUGGUGUAGAAAGUGCAACGCAAGUGGCAAGGUUUGUGGCUGUAAACUGCAAUGGCAUUCUGGCCUUUGGCUAGAGACAGCAAGCUGUACCGCAAAGCAUUUAUUGCCAACUCCAUCAUUUUUAGUUUGAAAUGUAUUUUGAUGUUUGACACAGUGUAUGUCCAUGUGGAGUCCGGUAAUAAAAUUGCUGGGUUCUGGAGCUCUCAGAACGAUCUGUAUUACACCAUUUCUGUAGCUGCAUUGAAGUCAAGAACAUGACUGCAACGCAACUUUACUCAAGAGAGCUAAUAACUCAUCCAUUAAAUGAAAUGUGUUGGUUUCAAAUCCAUCAACAAUGUCCUGAAGGCCAUCUGCUGGCCACUGUCUGCACCAAAACACUAACAGGUUACAAUUUCCGGGUUGCAAGCAAAAUAAACCAGACAACUACAAGCCUUGUGUUAAGCAGGUGAGACUUAGUGAAUGCUUUUCAGAAUCUGUUUAUCAAAUGAGUGACGUGGAUCAUGGUGCCUGGAAUAGUUUGGGUCACUUCACCAAUAUUCAGGCAACAUAUGCCCAAACAGUAGCACAAUCUCCAUAGGCUAUUGAGGUUGCUGGAAAACUGUUGCUGCACCAUCCCAUUUUUCUGUAAAAUAAGUCUUGUUCACAGUUUAAUUUUAUGUACAUUUUGAAAGUGUUCAAAUGAACUUUUAUUUUGUUCAAUGAAUGUUGUACACAAUGGUGCAGACACAAAUGUAGGUUGUUAACUUUGUACCCAGUAAUAAAAGAAAAUUAACCAUGGAUGUUUUCUUGUACACCUGGAGAACUGAAAGAUUGGGAUGGUUCACAGAGCCGUUUCAGACUGGUUAUAACUCCUGUAUGAAGAAUGUAGACAAACGUUGAUAUCGUGAAUAAAUGGCUCAACUGAGUGAAACAAAAGAGCAAAGGCUUGGUCCAAUACACUGGAUUAUUGGUUGUAACCAGAGCAAGGGGGUCUCCUGACUGGAGCUGAAUCAGUAGCUGGUUCAUGUAACCGUGUUUGUUUUAUAAUCCUGGCUGGUGUCUGACUCUAUGUCAGCAUGUGAGAUUUACGCCUGCCUGGUGGGUGACAAGAGUGCAGUGGAUGUACUACUAGGUGAGUUUGAAUUGGAUCUCUGUAGAAAUGUUGCACUGAUGAGAUGUGGCAGUGAUAUGUUGAGUAUAUCAUGGGCAUAUAAACAGAAAGACCAUACUAUCAGUUCGGUACAUUUUGGCACUGAAUAAAAGUUAUUUUGAAA
This is a messenger RNA of Amblyraja radiata (thorny skate), 5281 nucleotides long. Its product is annotated as AP-1 complex subunit gamma-1-like. Bases 104 to 2548 code for a protein of 814 amino acids. The transcript is spliced from 23 exons. Gene Ontology annotation, biological process: vesicle-mediated transport; intracellular protein transport. The record is from RefSeq and is a predicted model, not a curated record. Gene Ontology annotation, cellular component: Golgi apparatus; AP-1 adaptor complex; membrane coat. Lineage: Eukaryota; Metazoa; Chordata; Chondrichthyes; Rajiformes; Rajidae.